Molecule: messenger RNA, 3026 nt
Organism: Lycium barbarum (goji berry)
Lineage: Eukaryota; Viridiplantae; Streptophyta; Magnoliopsida; Solanales; Solanaceae
Product: protein RECOGNITION OF PERONOSPORA PARASITICA 7-like
Exons: 2
Coding region: 71-2815 (914 amino acids)
Biological process (GO): defense response to other organism
Molecular function (GO): ADP binding
Source: RefSeq, a predicted model, not a curated record
CUUAAACUUAAAAGUGGGUUUUGAUCCUGGAAAACCAGGCGACACCUUACUGAACCAAUCGUUGACCACAAUGUCGGAGCUAGAGCUCCGGCCAGCUGUGGAAAGGCUUCGAUUUUCAGUUCUGGCAAAAGAAACAGCACGAUUGUCUAUAGUGAACGACCAUUUAUAUGCUAUACAGGGAGAGCUGAAUCAGAUACAACUUUUGAAAGGAGACAUACAAUGCAUAAGCGGAUUCGAAGACAAAGUAUGGCGACUUGGAUACCUUACUUAUCAGGUCGUGGAUAUCAUCGAAACUUAUCACUCGUCAACAAAAACAGGAAUACUUAAAGGCAUCAAAACGAUAUUUAUGAGAGGCAUUGAAAUUGCUAAUGAACUCCAGCAAAUCAGGUCCAAGAUUGAGCAAAUUUCCGAUGAGAUCCUUGAAGAUGCUGCCAAAGAAAAAGAUCGCGGUAAAAUGAGAAACUUCUACGGUCAAGGUAAAAAGAGCGGUCGUCCUGUUUUGCCCAACAACCUAUUUGGAGAUGAAGUUCAAAUGAACAGCCUAUUUGGGCUUGAAAAAGACAAAGAGAAAUUGGGCCAAGUUCUAUUAUCUGGAACCAGAUCAGACAUCCCUGAGUCGUCGUCCUCCCAAUUUCCGGUCCCAAUAAUCCCAAUAUGCGGAGUUGUUGGCUCAGGCAAAACGACUCUUGCUAAGUUGAUAUACCAUGAUCCAAUUGUUUGUAAGGAGUUUGGGUCUCGCCUCAGCUGGAUUGAUGUAUCCGGUGGAGACAUACUUCAAAAAAUACAUGAAUCUGUUCUUUCCCAGGAAAGUCUGACACACAAAGUGUUCCAGAAAAGCCUAAUUGUGCUAGAUGAUGUACGGUCCAUUGAAGCUUGGGAAACCUUGAGCACAAACUUGCCACGAGUCGAGACGGGCAGCAAAAUACUGGUAACUACUCGAGCAGGAUAUAUAGCAGAAUAUAUAUCUCCAAAGCAAUACAUCCAUAAAAUGAAGCCCUUGAACGAGGAUGAUAGCUGGGCUUUGUUUACGGAGGUGUACACUUCGCGACAUCCAGGAUCUUUAACGGACGAAAUGAUAAAUAAGGGGAAGGAAACGGUAAAAACUUGUGGGGAUCUACCACAGCUUAUCAAGGAACUUGCAUUGUUCUUGGCAUCUGAAAAUACAGAGUGGAAUAUGGUGCAUAAAUACACCCAAACAUGUAUGUCCAAAUUCUUUUCUACAGUUUAUAAUGAAUUAUCAGCCCACUUGAAACCGUGUUUCUUUUACUUGGGUCUUUUCUUAGAAGAUCAAGUGAUAGAUCCCGAAAGGUUGUCCCAUUUGUGGAUGAUUGAAUGCUUAUUGUCAACACGAGAAUGUGAUAGAGGGAAGAGAAUGAUGGACGUGACAGAACAAUAUCUGAGAGAGCUGGAACUUAAGGGCUUGGUAGAGGUGCAAGAAGAGGAAGUCCCUUUCACCCAAAAAUUCAAGGGUUGCAGUAUCGUUAAAGGUAUUGAGAAAUUAUGUCUCUCAAGUGGUGAACGAAAACGUUUUCUUAAAGUCAUAGAUUUAAAGCAAAGCGACUGUUCACUCUCCUCGAUUGAAUCACAUCGACUAGUGAUAUCACUUGGGGAUUAUGGAGUAGUUGUGGGUCCUCAAGUUGCUGAAAAAGUUAGGACUCUUCGUAUUGUUGGAAACAAGCUGAUAGAAGAAAAAGAAUUUGUUUGGCCGGCUGAAAUGCUUAAUCUUAAGAAGUUCAGAGUACUCAGGAUUCUUGAUUUUGAUAGGAUUGAUUUUCAAGGGCAAAAAUUACCGCCGGGCAUAUUUGACCUGGUGCUAUUGAGAUAUUUGAGUUUUAAAGGGUGUGUCCUGGAGGGAUUGCCGUCAUCUAUUAGCCAAUUGUCGUCAUACUUGCAAAUUCUUGACUUGAGAGUGAAAGAUUCAUCCGAAGUGAAAAUUGCAAACGUGCUAGAGAAGCUGGUGAGAUUGAACCAUUUGUAUCUUCCACUGAGAUUUCGAACUCCAAAAGGAGAAAAAUUGCGAUUGGAUAGCUUGACGGAACUUGAAACCCUGGUGAACUUCAACACAGGAUUGUGCAGAGCUAACGAUGUCUUGAAACUUUGUAAACUCCGGCACUUGACAGUGAAGGUGGAAGGGAAUUUUGAGGACUUCGAGUCAAUCACCAAUUACAUGAAAACAACUUCAAAUAAUUUGCUGCAUUCUUCCAUUGACAUCAUAAAUAUGGAUUGCUAUGCAGAGGAAAGGCAUUCAGUUCUUCGACAAUUGUUACAGUGUCCUGCUGGUCGAAUCAUACACUUUGAGGGAUAUAUUGGAUGCUUGCCAUCAUAUGCAAAAAUCUCCCAAAGUUUCACUCAGCUAAUUCUCAAGAAAUCUGAUCUUAGAGAAGAUCCAAUGUCGAUGUUGGAGAAACUCCCUAAUUUAGGGGGCCUAGUCCUCUCUGAUGAUGCUUAUACGGGGAAGGUGAUGGCCUGUUCUGCUUUGGGUUUCCCAAAAUUCAAACGCUUAGAACUCUUAAAUUUGCCCUUCCUCGAAAAAUGGAUGGUGGAAGAUAAAGCCAUGCCUCAACUUUCCACCCUAAAAAUUAGUAACUGCAGCAAACUGGAAAUCCUCCCUAAAUGUCUGCAAAUCCGUGCUUCCGGGCAUUCGUUGGAGAUCAUUUGGCCUGAAAGGGAAGGGCAUAUGGGCUCCCCAAAGGGAGCGGAAUGUGGUUCAGAAACCGGACCCCCUUCGGCGAAGAAAUACACUAUAUUUAGAAGGUUAAAAUCAUUGUUGAGCCGAGGGUUUAUCAGAAACAGCCUCUCUACCCCACAAAGGUAGGGGUAAGGCAUAUUGUUGUUGUUGUUGUUGUUGUAUAGUAGAUGUUGAAUCCCCUUAGCUUCUUUGUGUGUUUACUUCUCUUAUAUUUUGAAUUCCUGUAGUAAAAAUUCAGGCUCCGCCACUAGGGAAAUGAAACUCCCAUAAGUUCAUAAUGAGCUAUCAUUCAGUUUGAUAACUAUUAAUAAGGCAUUGCUGAAACAAUAUUUUCUAA